CCAAGAGUUUAUCGGAAUCCGAUUAUUGGCCACACAGCAAAAAAACAGCUGGAUAUCCACAUAUUGUCAUCGUGAGCAAAGUUUUAACGCAAAUUAAACAAAAAUAAAAAUAUCAAGCAUUCAGAAUGGUUUUAAUGGGAGAACAGGUGCCACAGACAGUCGGUAAGCCGGCCAAAAAUAAGCAAAAGAAGCAAAGGCAACGCAAUCGUCCGCGAAACAAACGAAAUCGUCUGGAAGAUAACAGCCUAACCACCCCGGAGACCUCAACCACCGACUCUGCGAGUGCAAUGCCAGGAGAAAACAGCGUUAGGGAUGCGGGGGCACCUGAGAAGACUCGCGAGCAAGUAAUGGCCGAGCGGGAGGCAAAGAAGUUGGCGAAACAGGCCAAGAAGCAGAAGACCCCCAACACAGCCGCUUCCCCAGCCACCACAAUCAUCACCGAAGUGGAGCAGACAACUAUCACCACCAAGCUGACGACCACCACAACGACCACAGCGAAGGAAAAGCUGGAACUACCAUCAGUUGUAACAGCAAACAAGGAAAACAACAAUAUAACGCAACAGCAGACAAAUGUGGUGCAAGCCAACCUAGAAAACGGCAAUGAUGUGGAAGCUGCGGAGAAAUCCAGAGAUCAAAUUAAGGCUGACCGAGAAGCCAAGAAGGCGGCCAAGCAGGCUGCCAAGGCGGGAAAAGCGUCUGGAGUCAAAGUAGAGGCUGCGACACAACAGUUGGCCAACUUAAAGGUGUCGGAUAAAACUCCUGCGGCCAUUGCAACUGCACCCUCAGCCCCAGAAGCGCAUGAGAAAAAACCGGCUCUUAGCAAGGCCGAGCGUCGAGCUAUUCAGGAGGCUCAACGAGCAGCAAAGGCGCAAGGCCUAACAAAAAAGCCCCAACCUGGCGGCAAAGCUCCUCCAACCGGCAAGGCUCCUCCAGCUGGCAAAGCACCUUCAGCUGCAGCGACCAGCCCCAGCAAAGAUCCGAAAAGGGAAAGUGCCUCUCCCACCAAAACAACAACCAGCAGUUCGCCAAGCAAAUCGCCACAAGCUACUUCCCACUCAGAGUGCCGGGUCAAGCUCUUCAACCACUUGGUCUGCGCUAAGGGUGAUAGUCUGUUCAUCAACGAUCCUCUCGUGCAUCCAGCCAUUGCGAGACUAGGAGUCCAAUAUGCCAAACGUACGGUGGUAGGCUCCAAUGCGCGUUGCAUUGCUUUCCUGCAUGCGUUGCGUCAAGUUGUCCAGGACUUUGAGACCCCUGCGAAAAAGGAGUUUGGUCGGAGUCUAGAUGCGGCUGUGAAGCACCAUGUGGAUCAUCUGCACAAGUGCCGGCCACUGGCGGUAUCCGUCUCGAAUGCCUAUAAACAGUUUAAGAACCAACUCACCCAACUGCCGACGGACACACCCGAAACGGAGCUUAAGGAGUUACUGGGCCAUUUCAUCGAUACUUACAUUGAAAAUCAGAUUGGUAAAGCUGCCCAGGCGAUAAGUGGCUUUCUUCAGGAAAAAAUUACAGACGGCGAUGUGAUCCUCACUUUUGCUUGCUCCUCUCUGAUCCAAUUCAUCUGCGAAGAGGCGAAGCGGCGCCAGGUGGCGUUCCGGGUGAUCGUUGUGGACUCCCGCCCCGGAUGCGAGGGCCAGGAGAUGCUGCGCCGCCUGCAUGCUACCGGAAUCCCCUGCACUUAUGUGCUCAUCAAUGCUGUGGGCUAUGUGAUGGCAGAAGCCACCAAAGUCCUUCUAGGAGCCCAUGCUCUCUUGGCCAACGGGUAUGUGAUGGCACGCACAGGCACGGCACAAGUGGCCCUGGUGGCCAACGCCCACAACGUACCCGUGCUGGUCUGCUGCGAAACGCACAAGUUCAGUGAGCGCUUCCAGACGGACGCCAUCGUCUAUAACGAACUGAGCGAUCCCAAUCAGUUGGUGCGGGGCGAAAAGUGCCAGCUGAAUAACUGGGCGGCCAAGGGAAAACUGAUGCCCCUCAAUCUGAACUAUGACAUUACGCCGCCAGAACUGGUCAGCGCUGUGGUCACGGAAGUGGCCAUCCUGCCCUGCACCAGUGUUCCGGUUAUUCUGCGCAUUAAGCCCGAUAUUGGCUAUUAAGAAUCGUAAUUAUAAUCAUGGAUCACUCGGUAGAAACUCGCAGUUGUUGAAUAAAUAAUUUUUAUUACACUUUGAUCAAAUCGAUAAA
Messenger RNA from Drosophila ananassae, 2181 nucleotides. RefSeq names its product translation initiation factor eIF-2B subunit delta (gene eIF2Bdelta). The record is from RefSeq and is a predicted model, not a curated record. Bases 126 to 2093 code for a protein of 655 amino acids. Lineage: Eukaryota; Metazoa; Arthropoda; Insecta; Diptera; Drosophilidae. The transcript has 5 exons.